GGAAACACGUGUGUUCAAGGAAAGAGAAACCGAAGUGUAGUUGAGCUCUUGUAUGUUUGAAUCUCUCUGUAUUUCUGCAGUAAAAUGGCAGGAGCCAGAUCUCAGGAUGACUUUUCGUGUCCCUUGUGUCUGGAUCUCCUGAAGGAUCCAGUGACUAUCCAGUGUGGACACAGUUACUGUAUGAGCUGCAUUACAGACUGCUGGAAUACGGAGGAACAGAAGAGAGUCUACAGCUGCCCUCAGUGCAGAAAGACCUUCAGUCCAAGACCUGCUUUAUGUAAGAAUGUGGUGUUUGCUGGAAUGGUGGAGAAACUGAAGAAGAGGAAACGUCCUGCUGACUGUUACGCUGGCGCUGGAGAUGUGCAGUGUGACGUCUGUACUGGAAGAAAACACAAAGCUGCCAAGUCCUGUCUGAUGUGUCUGAACUCUUACUGUCAGAAUCACCUUGAACAACAUGAGAGUUGGUUUAAAGGAAAGAAACACAGUUUGACUGAUGCCACUGGACGACUGCAGGAGAUGAUCUGCAAGAAACAUGAGAAGCCCCUUGAGGUUUUCUGUCGCACUGAUCAGAAAUGUAUAUGUGUGCUGUGCAUGGAUGAACAUAAAAACCAUAACACUUUAUCAGCUGCAGCGCACAGGACAGAAAAACAGAAACAGCUGAAGGAGACACAGAAGACGCUCCAGCAGAGAAUCCAGCAGAGAGAGAAAGAUCUCGAGCAGCUGAGAGAGACUGUGGAGUCUCAUAAGCGCUCUGCACAGACAGCAGUGGAGGACAGUGAGAGGAUCUUUACUGAGCUCAUCCGCUCCAUUGAGAGAAGCCGCUCUGAGCUGAUACGACUGAUCAGAGAUCAGGAAAAGACUGCAGUGAGUCCAGCUGUAGAACGACUGGAGCGACUGGAGCAGGAGAUCAAUGAUCUGAGGAGGAGAGACGCUGAGCUGAAGCAGCUUUCACACACACAGGAUCACAUCCAGUUCCUGCAGAGUUUCCAGUCUCUCUCAGCACCACCUGAAUAUACAUAUGUAUAUAAUGAUCCCUUCAGUUCUGUCAUCUCUAUUGAUGGCCUGAAAGAAUCUGCCCAUCAUCUGAGAAACAAACUGGAGAAUUUCUGCAAAGAGCAGCUCAAGAAGAUCUCCGACAGAGUCGCUUUCACCAACAUUGUUCCCAGAACCAGGAAUGACUUCUUACGAUAUUCCCGUCAGCUCACUCUGGAUCCAAACACAGUGAAUAAAUGCCUCUGUCUGUCUGAGAACAACAGAGUGAUCACUGGCACUCACAUCCUCCAGUCGUAUCCUGAUCAUCCAGACAGAUUUGAUGUGUAUCAUCAGGUGUUGUGUAGAGAGAGUGUGUGGGGACGCUGUUACUGGGAGCUGGAGUGGAGUGGAUGUGUUUAUAUAUCAGUGUCAUAUAAGAGCAUCAUCAGGAAGGGACGGGGUGAUGAGUGUUUGUUUGGAUCUAAUGAUCAGUCCUGGAGUUUGAUCUGCUUUCCUGACAGUUACUCAUUCAAACACAAAAACAUACAGACUGCUCUCCCUGUGAAGCCCAUCAGCAGGAGAAUAGGAGUGUCUGAUGAUGAUGAUGAUGAUGAUGAUGAUGGUGAUGAUGAUGAUGUUGUCAGGAGAAUAGGAGUGUUUGUGGAUCACAGUACAGGAACUCUGUCCUUCUACAGCGUCUCUGACACAACGAGCCUCAUCCACACAGUCCAGACCACAUUCACUCAGACGCUCUAUCCUGGGUUUUUGGUUAAUUAUAAAUCAUCAUUGGAACUGUGUCAGGGUUCAUGACUUUUCUGUGUUUUUUCACUGAAUAUUGUAAUUUGUUUUACCAAUGUUAUCUGUUAAACUCAGGAUCUGGAUUAUGUUAUGGAAACAAUACGUUAUAUUUUUUUUCCUAUUCAUUUGUUGUGUCUCCCACAAUGCGUAAUAACAGUCAAAUGUCAUGAUAUUUUUAUGAUGCGUUCGUGUCCUUUCCAGAGCUUGAAAAAGCUUGAAAGCCUCAGUCUGUCUUCAGUUCCAGUGGAGAAGCUAAAACAAAAACUUCAGACAUAUUUCAAAACAUCCUCUUUUAUACAGUAAAAAAUGUGAAAUGUUUUUACAAUUUAAAAUAAACAAUUUUAAUGUGAAUAUCUGUUAAAUUUUAAUUUAUUUCUGUGAUGCUCCGCUGUAUUUUCAGCAUCAUUCCUCCAGUCUUCAGUGUCACAUGAUCUUCAGAAAUCAGAAUAAUAUGAUGAUUCACUGCUCAAGAAACAUUUCUGAUUAUUAUCAGUGUUGACAGACAUAUGCUACACAUAUUCUGCUGAAAUCAAUAACUAUUUCAGAUAUUCCCACUUCUAAACAUCAUGCAAAAUCAACAUGAGCUCUAAUUGGUCGCUUUGAAGCUCCUCCUGUCUAAUUGGGUGGCUGUUAGAGCUCAUAUUCAGCUCAUUCACACAUUUGAUGAUGUUCACAUUCAUCAGAAUCACAAGUCAUUCAAUCCGAUGAUCUCUACAGUCCGAGUGAUUUGGUUUGAUAUGUUAAUUGGAUUCAUAGCCACUCUGAAGAUGUGCUCGUUUUGGAGCAAACCCAUCCACAUAUUACCCCUCUCUCUUUUAUACUAAAUAUUUGUCUGUUGUUCUGAAAAGAGAAAGCGCUCAGGAGAGAAGCACUCUGAUAGAAAGCACAUCUCCUGAUAAAAAUCUCCAAGCGUGCAGUGUUUGUAUACUGCUGCAUGGCCCGAUGAAGAAUGACAGUGCAGUAAAAGCUCAUGCACACCAAUCUAAAUAUAAACACAUGUAGGGUUCGUGAAAGCAUCAGUGAAUGUUGCAAAUGCACGGCAUCUCGUGUAAUAAAUGUGCAUGUGCAACAAAACAUUUUGAUGCAUUACUGUAUGUACAGUUCAGUGCAGAUUUUGUCUGAAGUCUGAAAUGAUGCAGAAAGUUAUUUUAAAACAACUUACUUUUAGAUUUUCUAACUAGUGCAUGACAUCCAGCCAAGACUUGAUCCUCAGCUUUAAUUCGGAUUCUUAUUCAGUCUGAUGGGUUCAUUUUCUUUUAACUAUUUUUGUAAAUGUAAAUGUAAAUGUAAAGAAUUUGU
Messenger RNA from Carassius gibelio (silver crucian carp), 3069 nucleotides. Its product is annotated as tripartite motif-containing protein 16. Gene Ontology annotation, molecular function: zinc ion binding; protein binding. The transcript is spliced from 6 exons. Lineage: Eukaryota; Metazoa; Chordata; Actinopteri; Cypriniformes; Cyprinidae. The record is from RefSeq and is a predicted model, not a curated record. The coding region runs from base 85 to 1782 and encodes 565 amino acids.